Molecule: messenger RNA, 1496 nt
Organism: Tarenaya hassleriana
Lineage: Eukaryota; Viridiplantae; Streptophyta; Magnoliopsida; Brassicales; Cleomaceae
Product: putative F-box/kelch-repeat protein At5g03000
Molecular function (GO): protein binding
Source: RefSeq, a predicted model, not a curated record
GUAAUAACGGUGAAAUGGACAAUUUAGAUUUUGAGUCGAAGAAUUCCCCCCGGUUUUGAAAACCCAUCGACAGGCACGACGAAGAUCUCCGUCGCCGUCGCAGUCGCAGUCACCGUCACCGUCACUGUCGCCGGAAAGUGUCUUGUGAGUCUCUUGAUCAUUGCUUGGAAUCUUGCUGCAAGCUUCUAAAUCAUCGGUGAUGGUUUUCUGGGUUUCGAUGGAUUUUGUGUUAAACUGAACAAAUUUCGAGAUGGAGUUCUUGUUUGGCAGACUCUACUUACAUUUCCGCGUUUGUGAAUUGGAUUUCCGAACGACUUCUUCGUUUGUGUCGUGGGGUGGGCGCUUGUCGUGAAACCCUAACUCUGUUCCCACGAGACUUCGUAAGUUCAUUUAUGAAACUAGGGUUUGGAAAAUCAGUGUCGGAAUCGGAGUUUGAAUCGGAGUUACGAGUUACAAGCGAUGAAAGCGUGUAUCAUUAUGUGUUUCUGCACAAAUAUUUACUCGUCCUUUGAUUAUAAUCACAUAACAGAGGCUUCGUUUUUAUCUCCCUUUUGUAAAGCAGGAAUAUUUUUUCCAUGGAUUCAACUUCAGAUGAGGAGCCACAUCAUAACAAGAUGAAGUCUCCGCCAUUGCUGUCAUUGUUGUCGCUACCCGACGAGCUCGUCUUCAACUGCUUGGCACGUGUCUCCAAAUGGGACCACCCGGACGUCUCUCUCGUCUCCAAGACCUUUCGCUCUCACAUGGCUUCCCCUGAGCUCCACACUAUGCGUUCCCUCCUUGGCCGGAUUGAACAUUGGCUAGUCUGCGUACGCAUACCUUUCGAACCAGGCCCACGUUUGUUCGCUCUCCGCUCAACAACCGCUAAUCAUUUGGUCCAGAUCCCUUCGGCCCCUUUCGAGCUUCCGAAUUAUCCGUGCGUUGUCGCGUUGGGUUCAGAGAUUUACAAAACCCGUGGAAUAAUCGAUGACAAGAGCACCUCGAGUGUGUUUCUCUUUGACAGCCAAUCUCACACAUGGCGGUGCCUCCCCAACAUGCGGAUGCGCCGAAAGCUCUGCUUUGCUGGCGUGGUCGACAGGAAGAUAUAUGUGAUUGGAGGGUGUGGCAAAAGGUCCAUUUGUAUGGGAGAGAUGUUCGAUCCAAACAAGCAAACCUGGGGGCUAUCUCAAUUCAGUUCGUUGAGGCACAGUCUGGUUAUGUCGGAGCGGCCAAUGGUUGAUCCUCCGAGAUCGGAGAUUUGGUGUACUGAGAUUGCGUUGGUAAGGAGCAACAAAGAGGAGAUAUUGGGGAAAGUUCAAUGGUCUAAGGCUGUGUAUACGUUUGCCGAUCCAUGUUUUCGUCCUGACAUUUUGCAUUGUGUAGCCGUCACGGUUUGAUCGGCACAUGAAAACCGGCUUCGACCCUUUUUUAAAUUGAUCAUCAUAUGUUCAUGUUUCAAAUGUUCUUUUGAUCGUAUUGGUUUGCCACUACUACUGUUUAGGGCUGGGCAUUGCUACCAA